AUGUGGAGAAUAUGGAAGCUCAGACUACCACUAGAUGAUAUUUUGAAAAGGAUAAAGAUUGCCAUUGUGUCUAGAUGUUAUUGCUGUGAUAAUCCUCAACAUGAAGAAACAGUACAACACCUGUUUCUUAUUGGGAACUUAGCUACAUCAGUUCGGCUUUAUUACACCAGUGUUGUGGGUGGGAUAGGUCCUAUGGUGAAGCUACAUCAGACAGUAUGGAAAUGGUGGGAUUUCAACUGCUCACCAAAGUUGAAGCCUAAUAAACAAGUUGCUUCUGCUUUUAUUUGUUGGCAAUUAUGGAAGAGAAGAAAUGCAAGAGCCCAUGGUGAGACAAUGAGCAAGAACAAAGUCAUAUAUUACAUUAACCAGAAUUUAUAUCAUUUGGUUGUGACAAGGUAUCUUUGGCUGAAGAAUAUACCACAAGACUGGCCUCAGUUGGUGCAAUUUCUAGAAGGAUAUAAGCCAAUUAUGAAGAUUAGGAGGGUACAAUGGAGAUACCCAAUAGUAAGAUGGUAUAAAUGCAAUACAGAUAGUGCUUUAAGGGGAAAUCCAGGUGCAUGUUCAGCAACUUUUUAUAUGAGAAACAAUGAAGGAGAUGUGGUGUUUUCUAGUGCUAGGAGGUUGGCAGACACAACUAAUAUUUGUGCAGAAGCUGCUGCUAUAUAG
This is a messenger RNA of Lycium barbarum (goji berry), 666 nucleotides long. RefSeq lists its product as uncharacterized. Gene Ontology annotation, molecular function: nucleic acid binding. The record is from RefSeq and is a predicted model, not a curated record. NCBI's taxonomy places the organism in Eukaryota, Viridiplantae, Streptophyta, Magnoliopsida, Solanales, Solanaceae. Bases 1 to 666 code for a protein of 221 amino acids. The transcript has a single exon.